Messenger RNA from Dermacentor silvarum, 1911 nucleotides. RefSeq lists its product as uncharacterized. The coding region runs from base 1 to 1911 and encodes 636 amino acids. The record is from RefSeq and is a predicted model, not a curated record. The transcript has a single exon. Gene Ontology annotation, molecular function: nucleic acid binding. Lineage: Eukaryota; Metazoa; Arthropoda; Arachnida; Ixodida; Ixodidae.
AUGUUGCAAAUCACCCAUGACAUCUUCGACCCGCUCAUUCCAGGCCACACCAAGGCAGUCUUGGCUUUGGAUUUAUCCAAAGCCUUUGAUCGCGUUGAACAUCACGCGAUCAUGACUGCACUCUCCCCACUGAAUGUGGGUGCACGUACGUACACCUACAUUCAGGCCUUUCUCACAGCACGCACGGCUGAGCUUCGCUUCGGCCCGCUCACCUACCCCACAUACUCUCUAAAAAGCAUCGGCACCCCGCAAGGGUCCGUCCUCUCACCUUUCUUAUUUAAUAUCACUCUGAUCCCCCUAGCACGACAAUUGGCAACCGUUCCUCACCUGAAACAUACUCUAUACGCUGACGACAUCACGCUAUGGACUACCCAUGGCAGUGAUGGCACCAUACAGGACACUAUCCAAGCAGCCGCCAAUCUGACCCAAAACUAUGCAGUCAGCGUAGGACUUUCUUGUUCCCCAGAGAAGUCCGAGAUGCUCUGCAUCCGUCCCAAGAACCGCAACUCACCCUGCUCCCCCAUCGUCAUCGAACUGGAAGGCAGACCGGUACCAGAGGUGAAAACUCUCCGGAUAUUGGGUAUGCUUAUCCAGAGUGACGGGAAGAACACUACUACACUCCGCAGACUCAAGCAAGUGGUGGGGGCGAUCUCGCACCUCAUCCGCCGGGUCUCGUGCCACCACAGGGGCAUGAGGGAGCGUGACCUAUGCCGCCUUGUUCACGCCUUUGUGCUCAGCCGUGUGCUCUACUCCACCCCCUACCUCCAGCUCUCUCGUCGUGAAACUGACGCCAUGGAUGCUCUCAUUCGUAGAGCAUACAAAGUCGCCCUCCACCUUCCCAUAAAUACACCUACCGACCGACUCUUACAACUUGGCCUCCACAACACAAGCGGGGAACUUGUAGACGCACACCGCCAAGCACAAUACCUUUGCCUCACACAAACCGACACUGGCCGGUGCAUCCUGCAUUCCCUUGGAAUCCGGAUACCGGCCAACGAUCCGACAUUACGCCCCAUAUCAAGACCCUUACACCGCGAACUUCUCAUUAAGCCACUUCCCCGUAACAUGCACCCCGACCACCACCAUAAGCGCCGCAGAGCUCGCGCUGCAGCCCUCCACCGAUAUUACGGCUCGGAGCCGGACGCCGUAUGGGUGGACGCAGCCUGCACGGGCGAUGAAGCGGUCGCUGCGGUGGUGGAUAACACUCUCUCCCCCAUCGGAACACACACACUCCCCCAGACACCUCUCCCGAAACUGCAGAGGAAGCUGUCCAUUGCCCUGGCCAUCGUCAACACAGAAGCCCGGUAUGUUUUAUCAGAUUCCAAAACUGCAAUCCUAAAUUUCGCACGAGGCCGAGUCCACGUUCCUGCUUUUUGCAUACUGGACUCGCCCGCCGCGCCCCCGCCCCGUCAUGUGGAGCUGAUUUGGGUGCCCGCGCACUGCGGGAAUCCUGGAAACGAGGCCGCAGACCUCUUAGCCCGAGGUUCUUUAAACCGGGCUCUUGCGGCCUCCGAUCCGGGAUUCACGAAGGAGCGCGCGCACACUUUCAACGAGCUGACGCAUGCCUCCAAGGCGGCGCGCCAGCUGUACCCUCCACCGCACGAAUCCCUUAGCAAUCGACAAGCAACCCUUUGGCGCCAAUUACAGACACACACUCUCCCCUCUCCUCUCAUUCUUUCUCACUAUCACCCACUUUUCCUCACUUCAGCCUGUACUCUCUGUCCGGAACCUCGCGCUUCUGCUCUCCAUCUCCUUUCUCAUUGCCCGGCGGAUCCUCCCCCGCGGGGCCUAGAGCACCUGAAGACUUGGGAGGACUGGGAGACCCUGCUCCGCUCCGGAGACCCGGUCGUGCAGACCAUUGCCACUGACCGGGCUGCCAGCGUUAUGGACCGGACUAACAUAAACGCUUGA